Messenger RNA from Zingiber officinale, 2480 nucleotides. RefSeq names its product cytochrome P450 90D2-like. The transcript has 7 exons. Gene Ontology annotation, biological process: multicellular organism development; brassinosteroid biosynthetic process; sterol metabolic process. Lineage: Eukaryota; Viridiplantae; Streptophyta; Magnoliopsida; Zingiberales; Zingiberaceae. Gene Ontology annotation, molecular function: iron ion binding; oxidoreductase activity, acting on paired donors, with incorporation or reduction of molecular oxygen, NAD(P)H as one donor, and incorporation of one atom of oxygen; heme binding. Bases 289 to 1725 code for a protein of 478 amino acids. The record is from RefSeq and is a predicted model, not a curated record.
CAGCUGCCUUCUUCCAUGCGCUUGCAAUCUCACUGUGCCACCAUACAAUCAUUCAUGGACGUGUGGGGGCGAUCCCCAGCAUUAAAUACUUGUGGGCACUUCCCAACCCCCCUUCCAAUCAAAUCCCCUUAUGCCCCUUCGUACUUAGCUGCUCCUUCUCGAACCCCAAACCAAACCAAACUCAUCUCCCUCCUUCGACUCCGGCGACGUUAUUAUUAUUAUGCGACAUACCAUAACCUCUUUCUUGGAAAGAAGUAGUAGUAAAAGCAGAAGAGGCAGCACCAGGACAUGGACGACCAAUCGCUGACUACGUCGCUCGCGCUAAUUUUCCUGUUCCUGAUCAUAUUGCUCAUCUCCAAGACUUGCAGAAACAGAGCAAGCAGGGAUGCAGGCUGCCGCCUCCCAGCCGGCUCCGGCGGAUGGCCUCUCGUCGGAGAGACCCUCCACUUUGUCUCCUCCGCCUACUCCCCCAGCCCGGAGCGGUUCAUGGACAAGCGCCGCCGACUGUACGGGAAGGUGUUCCGGUCGCACCUGUUUGGGAGCCCGACGAUCGUGUCGACGGACGCGGAGGUCAGCCGGUGCGUGUUGCAGAGCGACGCGAGGGCGUUCGUGCCGUGGUACCCCAAGUCUCUGACCGAGCUUAUGGGCGAGUCCUCCAUCCUGCUCAUCAACGGCAACCUCCAACGCCGCAUCCACGGCCUCAUCGGCGGCUUCUUCAAGUCCGCCGAGUUGAAAGCCCAGAUCACCCGCGACAUGCACAGCUACGUGAGCCACUCCGUGGUCAACUGGCGCCACCACCACCGCAUCCUUGUCCAAGAACAGACCAAAAAUAUUGUGUUCCAAAUUCUAGUCAGAGCAUUGAUCGGACUCGGCCCAGGGAAGGAGAUGCAAUUCCUGAAGCAACAGUUCAGAGAAUUCAUCGCCGGCCUGAUGUCUCUGCCGGUGAAGCUGCCCGGUAGCAGGCUCUACCGAUCGCUGCAAGCGAAGAAGCGGAUGGCGAUGAUGAUUAAGAGCAUCAUCGCAGAGAAGAGAGCCGAGCAGGCUGAUGGUGGUCGGAGUCAGCGCCGCUCACGCGACGCAGUCGAUGUUUUGAUCGACGACGCCAGCGAUGAGUUGACCGACGACCUCAUCUCCGACAACAUGAUCGACCUCAUGAUCCCAGCGGAGGACUCCGUGCCGGUUCUUAUUACUCUCGCAGUCAAGUACCUGAGCGAAUGUCCUCUUGCUCUCCGACACUUGGAGGAAGAAAAUAUGGAGCUGAAGCAGAGAAGAGGCGUAGAAGAACUGCAGUGGAACGACUACAUGUCUCUAUCUUUUACACAAGAUGUGAUCACGGAGACACUGCGGAUGGGGAACAUAAUAAGCGGGAUCAUGAGGAAGGCAGUGAAGGAUGUAGAGAUAAAAGGGCACCUCAUACCCAAAGGAUGGUGCGUAUUGACCUACUUCCGAUCAGUUCACCUCGACGAGAGCCACUACGAGGAGGCCUACGAGUUCAAUCCGUGGAGAUGGAAGGAGAAGGACAUGAGUUCGUGUAGCUUUACUCCUUUUGGAGGUGGGCAAAGGCUGUGCCCUGGGCUGGAUCUCGCCAGGCUGGAGGCUGCCAUCUUUCUUCAUCACUUGGUCACCAACUUCACGUGGGUGGCAGAGGAGGAGGACCACAUUGUGAAUUUUCCAACUGUGAGGAUGAAGAGGGGAAUGCCCAUCAGAGUAAGAAGGAAGAGCUGAACAAGGCACAGAAAGGAGGUCAAUUUGCAUUUGCAUUUACAUUUGCACACGAGCUGUGGGAUGGGACCUGGAGCUGGACCACCCCUCUGUCAAAUUGAGGUAGAUGGGACCUCGCAGUGAAGCUCCAAUAGCGUAUACAGAUAGAUACAUAUAUUUUAUGUAAAUAGAAUAAUAAAUGAGAUGUAUAAAUUAUGAAUAGGGGCCAUGUCACAGACAUAUCUAGGAUUGCAAUCCCCAAGACAGAGAAAUAAAUAUACAGAGAGAGAGAGAGAGACAGAGACACAGAGGAGAAAGGAAGAGCGAGGAGGGGUUUGAGUUUGAGCAUGCAAAGGUGCUUUUGGGAAGGGAAAGUAAGGGAAGGAGGGAGUAUGCAGGGCCUAGAGUAAGGGCUAACAGAGCUAGUGAGAGCUUCAUUGAGAAUUCCGAGUCUUGGGUGAUCUGAUGGCGAUGGUGACGGUGAUAGGUGCUGCCGCUGACAAAUUGGGGGGAGAGGACAAUGAAUUGAAUUGAAGUGGGGUUGCUUUCACGCAGUGGGGAUUGUGGCAAUUCAAGGCAAGGGCAUCGACUGCACGCUCUCCUUCCACCUUGGUUGCUGCUAAGCCUCCCUACAGGAAAGAUAGAGAGAGGAGCUGAGAUGCUGCAAAGUCCAAGUCCUUUUUUCCCUUUCUAUACUUUUUGUACUAUAACUCUUCGGACCACUGUUGCCUUUUGUGGUUUUAAUCCUGGGGAUUCACUGAUUCCUCUUAUGGGAUAUA